AUGGAUGAAAAAGAUGGACCACCUCCUGAAGAGCCAGUCCACACUCCGGUCUCAGCAACCGUACCUAUCACCAACACUUCGACAAAUGGUCUUCUACUGGAUGCGCAGUCAGACAAGAACCGCGAUCGCGUCGUCACUGGUAACAAUCAGGAGACAAAGUGCACCAACAAUCAUCAAAAAUCCAAACCUGUGACUGCGCUUGUCUCAAACGAAACUUUUGUUGCCCGACAAAGUGAAUCACCGGAAACUCGGCUUUCUGGUUCACUCGAUUCCGUCGUGAUUGAAUACGGUGGGACAUCGGGAUCUGAUCUCGACUCUACUUCUGAUUUGGAGUUCUCUUCCGACGAUGAGGACUGUGAGCACGAAACUACCGAGGAUUUUCUUCCCAAAGCAACAAACUAUUGCGACCCUCUCAAUAAGAAUGGUAUCGAUACUUGCGAUCUUGGAGCUGGCGAUAUGAAUACUCCCGAUGCCGAUGAGUACGUUCAUACGAAAGUAGCCUCACUACCCCUGAAGCCUACAGAAGCCACUGUCAUAUUCGAGAACGAAUACUUCCAAGUAAAACGAUCAGAUCUCGCAGGGUGGGGCGCUUUCGCAGUUCGAGAGCUCAAAGAAGGGGAUCAGAUCCUCUUGGAAAAGCCACUCUUCACGGCCACCAACCUGACCCUCUUUGAUGGGUUCGCCAGCUUGAGCAAGCCCCUGCAAGACGUAGCUUACAGCCUCCAUGCAAACGAUAACUUCCAUGCAGCCUAUCCAGUAGAAGUAUUAAUCUGGAAGACAAACGCCUUCUCAACUGCCAACCCAUCGAAAGGCCGUUGUUACGAUGAAGCAGGUCUAUUCCCAAUCGCUUCUCGGUUCAACCACGCCUGUGAGCCGAUGAAUAGUGUCAAAUGGCACUACAGCCACGCCGACGGAAAUCUCAAGAUGACCAUCCAAGCGAAGAGUAUCGAAGCUGGCAAGGAACUUACUAUUACGUAUGAUACCCUGAGCCCUAUCGCACUGUACGACAGAUAUGGAUUCCAGUGUAGUUGUGGGGGAUGUCCCGGGCUCUCGGACUGGGAGUUGAAGGAGCGAGAGGAAUGUCAAUGGUAG
This is a messenger RNA of Fusarium pseudograminearum CS3096, 1092 nucleotides long. RefSeq lists its product as uncharacterized. The transcript is spliced from 4 exons. The record is from RefSeq and is a predicted model, not a curated record. Gene Ontology annotation, molecular function: protein binding. NCBI's taxonomy places the organism in Eukaryota, Fungi, Ascomycota, Sordariomycetes, Hypocreales, Nectriaceae. Bases 1 to 1092 code for a protein of 363 amino acids.